Messenger RNA from Ectocarpus sp. CCAP 1310/34, 2137 nucleotides. The record is from the annotation of a GenBank genome assembly. NCBI's taxonomy places the organism in Eukaryota, Phaeophyceae, Ectocarpales, Ectocarpaceae.
UUUUGGGUUGGCUCGUUGGACACAACACGAGGGCUCUUGUACAGAUGGUCGACUUCGACGAAAGCCCUUGCAGUUAAGUUCAGCUCGAUCGCUGCUGGUGGAGCUCUCUGUCUCGAUCAAAGCCGACGGCGGGCUGAAAGAGAUCUCGUCUGUCCGCUCUCUGAAACGGACCAAGUAUUUUACUGUUGAGAUGAGAAUUGCACAUCAUCAACAACGCCUUCUCGCAUUGCGCUGGAGGGGAAUCGACAGGGGCUUAUCAGCAGCAACAUCAGUGACGCCGGCAACACCUGCAGCAACUUCGAACGCCGGGUGUCGAGCUAUCAACAGCAAAGCUACAGCGGUAGGCUUUGCUCCCCCGCUACGCCCCGCGCGCCCUCGUAGGGUGGGGAUGCAGCCGGGGGCAGGGUCUGCGAUGACUACCACUGCCCCCACCUGUUGCGGAAAUAAACGGCGGUUGACCACAUCAUCGAGGGACUUCCAAGAGGAGGAGGAGAUGAUCCGAGAUACAGUGUCCAAGUUCGCAGCGGACGUGAUCGGGCCGCGAGUCCGGGAUAUGGACACGGAGAGCACCAUGGACCCAGCAGUAGUUUCGGGGUUGUUUGAGCACGGUCUGAUGGGCGUGGAGGCUCCGGAAGAGUUCGGGGGCAGCGGUCUCAACUUCAUGUCGGCGUGCAUCGUUGUGGAGGAGGUCGCCAAGGUCGAUCCGGCUGUUGCGGUCCUUGUGGACAUUCAGAACACCCUCAUCAGUAACAUGCUUAGGUUCUGGGGCAGCAGAGAGCUGCAGGAGAAGUACUUCCCCAAGCUCUGCUCCGGCUCCGUUUCGAGCUUCUGCUUGUCCGAGGUCGGGUCGGGAAGCGACGCCUUCAGCCUCGCCACGAAAGCCACGCUCUCUCCGGACAGAUCCUACUACACCAUAGAGGGAGAAAAGCAAUGGAUCUCUAACGCAGAGCAGGCGGAGCUGUUCUUCGUGUUCGCCAACGUCGACCCUUCGAAGGGGUACAAAGGCAUCACUUGCUUCAUCGUAGAAAAAGGGUUCGGAGGAGUUACCGUAGGGCCGAAGGAGGAAAAGCUCGGGAUUCGUGCUUCGUCCACGUGCCCCGUGACCUUCAGCGGCUGCGAGGUGCCCGCGACGAACGUCCUCGGCGAAGUGGGGCAAGGCUACAGGUACGCGAUCGAGAUCUUGAACGAGGGCCGCAUAGGCAUCGGCGCGCAGAUGGCCGGCCUCGCCGAGGGCUGCCUGUCAGCCACAGUGCCGUACCUCUUCGAGCGGAAGCAGUUCGGCGGCUUCGUCGGGGACUUCCAGGGCAUGCAGCACCAGGUCGCGCAAGCGGCCACGGAGGUCGAGGCUGCCUCGGCCUUGUAUCGGUCAGCGGCACGGAUGAAGGAAGCAGGUCAGCCCUUCGUCAAGGAAGCAGCCAUGUCGAAGCUCUACACGUCGCAGGUGGCUGAGAGGACUGCUUCCAAGUGCGUCGAAUGGCUGGGCGGUGUGGGGUUCACCAAGGCGUUCCUUGCUGAGAAGUUCUACCGAGACUGCAAAAUCGGAGCGAUCUAUGAGGGAACCUCCAACAUCCAGCUGUCGACUAUCGCAAAAAUCCUUCGGAAGGACUACGCACCGUGAUAGCAUACACAGCAGUAUGCUACGUCGUUUUGUUCACCAUGUGUAGGCGACGCAAUGAACCACCCCUGCUGGAACGAUUGAUCGCUUGCCUUUCCGCAAGAGAAAGAAGACGACAAUAUAUCAGUGGAGUACGACAACGCUCUUGUGUUGAAAGGGCAAUUUAGUGCUGUUCAGUGAAAAUGACGAUAUAUCAGUGGAGUACGACAAUGCUCUUGUGUUGACACGACAAUGUAGUGCUGUUCAGUUGAGGUCGUGCGUCGUGGUGAGCUGGACGGGCGUCACGGGGAGUAUCAUCACGUGUUGCUUCAUGAGUUUCCUCCAGCUUCCGCCGAACAAGACCAGGCACGUACUAAAAAGGCGAAUUGUGCGCCAGCCUGCUGGAUGCGCACGUAGCAUUGCCUUCAUGCAGGGAAAAAUAUUGAAUGAUCCAGGGCUCGUCAAUUGUGCGACGUGGGCCGUUUUCGGCAGUGCGCAGCCACAUACCUCUGCCAUCCUUCGUGAACGAAAGAUUGACCAACA